Messenger RNA from Haliaeetus leucocephalus (bald eagle), 3860 nucleotides. It is a transcript of the gene TRPC3, whose product is annotated as transient receptor potential cation channel, subfamily C, member 3. The record is from RefSeq and is a predicted model, not a curated record. Gene Ontology annotation, cellular component: membrane; cation channel complex. Lineage: Eukaryota; Metazoa; Chordata; Aves; Accipitriformes; Accipitridae. Gene Ontology annotation, molecular function: inositol 1,4,5 trisphosphate binding; protein binding; store-operated calcium channel activity. Gene Ontology annotation, biological process: regulation of cytosolic calcium ion concentration; manganese ion transport; calcium ion transmembrane transport. The transcript is spliced from 12 exons. Bases 413 to 3190 code for a protein of 925 amino acids.
UCCGGAGCGGCCGCUGCGGUAGGCGGCUGCUCCUCUCCUCCGCGGCUCGCCCCCUCCGCCUCAGUAACGAUGCUGUCCUAGCGAGGGAUGAUGACAGGGAGAGGAGAGGGGCAGAGCCGCCGCCGCUGCUGCUGCUGCUGCCGGGAGCCCUGUCUCUUGCUCGCCUCCCCGGCACUUCUCGGCUGCCGGGCUGCGCAUCGCGCCGCCUUCCUGACGGGCGGCAGGAGGAGAGGGCGGAGGGGCGGCGGUGGUUUUAUGGUGAGGGAUUUGUCCUCUCCAGGUGCUCUGUCCCCCGCCGGGCAGGGCUUUCCUCCUCCUCCACCUCCUCCUGCCGCCUUCCCCGUCACACGCGGCCGGCCGGGAGCGGGAGCAGCCGCCUCCGCCGUCACCGCCGCCUGAGGGGACCCUGACCAUGUCGAGCAAGAGCAGGAAGAGCAAGGAACAGGGGAGAGUGACCUUCCCCCCGCAGCAGGAGGAGGAGGAGGAGGAGGAGGGGGCAGAGGAAGAGGAGCAGCAGCGCCGGCGCCGCGGCUGGAGAGGCGUCAAUGGGGGACCGGAGCCCCCUCCGCCACCUCAGAGAGCCGUUAAAACCCUCCGGGAGCCCUACGGCUACUACCCGCCCCCCCCUUUUGCCAGCACCAUGUACAUUGAAGAAAGUCCAUCUUUGAGACGUAUGACUAUGAUGAGGGAAAAGGGAAGGCGACAGGCCAUUAGGGGCCCAGCAUUCAUGUUCAACAACAGGGGCACCAGUCUUACGGCUGAAGAAGAGCGCUUUCUAGAUGCAGCAGAGUAUGGGAACAUACCUGUGGUGCGCAAAAUGCUGGAGGAGUCAAAAACACUGAAUGUCAACUGUGUUGACUACAUGGGCCAAAACGCCUUGCAGCUUGCUGUAGGGAAUGAACAUUUGGAAGUGACAGAACUUCUGUUAAAAAAAGAGAACUUGGCACGGAUUGGAGAUGCCCUGCUGCUUGCAAUCAGCAAGGGCUACAUUAGGAUAGUGGAAGCAAUUUUGAAUCAUCCUGGGUUUUCAGUAAACAAGCGACUGACUCUGAGCCCUUGUGAGCAGGAGCUCCAGGAUGAUGAUUUUUAUUCCUAUGAUGAAGAUGGUACCCGCUUUUCUCCAGAUAUCACUCCCAUAAUUUUAGCUGCCCACUGCCAAAAAUACGAAGUUGUGCACAUGCUGUUGAUGAAAGGAGCAAGGAUAGAAAGACCUCAUGAUUAUUUCUGUAAAUGUAAUGACUGUACAGAGAAGCAAAAGCAUGAUUCUUUCAGUCACUCUAGGUCAAGAAUAAAUGCAUACAAAGGACUGGCUAGUCCGGCUUAUCUGUCCCUCUCCAGUGAAGAUCCAGUACUUACUGCUCUAGAACUCAGCAAUGAACUUGCCAAGUUGGCCAACAUUGAAAAAGAAUUCAAGAAUGACUAUCGCAAGCUGUCUAUGCAGUGCAAGGAUUUUGUGGUUGGCGUUCUUGAUCUCUGCCGAGACUCGGAAGAAGUGGAGGCCAUUCUGAAUGGGGAUUUAAACUCUGAGCCAGUUGAAGCACAGAGACACAGAGCAUCACUGAGCCGUGUGAAGCUGGCCAUUAAGUAUGAAGUCAAAAAGUUUGUGGCCCAUCCAAACUGUCAGCAACAGCUACUGACUAUCUGGUAUGAAAAUCUCUCAGGAUUACGGGAGCAGACCAUAGCUAUCAAGUGUCUGGUUGUGCUGGUUGUGGCAUUGGGCCUUCCAUUUCUAGCCAUUGGUUAUUGGAUUGCACCAUGUAGCAGGCUUGGAAGAAUUCUUCGAAGUCCAUUUAUGAAAUUUGUGGCACAUGCAGCAUCCUUCAUUAUUUUCCUAGGCCUGCUGGUGUUCAAUGCUUCAGACAGAUUUGAAGGUAUAACAACGCUGCCGAAUGUCACUGUUACUGAUUACCCUAAGCAGAUCUUUAGGGUGAAGACUACCCAGUUCACCUGGACAGAAAUGCUGAUCAUGGUAUGGGUACUUGGUAUGAUGUGGUCAGAAUGCAAAGAGCUGUGGCUGGAAGGACCCAGGGAAUAUAUUUUGCAGUUAUGGAAUGUUUUGGAUUUUGGGAUGCUGUCCAUUUUCAUCGCUGCUUUCACAGCAAGGCUUCUGGCAUUCUUGCAGGCCACAAAAGCGCAACAAUAUGUGGACAACUACAUUGAGGAGAAUGAUCUCUCUGAGGUCACGCUUCCUCCAGAAAUAGAGUAUUUUACUUAUGCUAGAGAUAAAUGGCUCCCAUCUGAUCCUCAGAUAAUAUCUGAAGGCCUUUAUGCAAUUGCUGUCGUUCUUAGCUUUUCUCGGAUUGCGUACAUCCUGCCUGCAAAUGAGAGUUUUGGGCCCUUGCAGAUUUCACUUGGAAGGACUGUUAAGGACAUCUUCAAGUUUAUGGUCCUUUUUAUUAUGGUAUUUCUUGCAUUUAUGAUUGGAAUGUUCAUACUGUAUUCUUACUACCUUGGAGCUAAACUAAACCCAGCCUUUACAACAGUGGAAGAAAGUUUCAAGACCUUAUUUUGGUCAAUAUUUGGCUUGUCUGAAGUCACCUCUGUUGUCCUCAAAUAUGAUCAUAAGUUCAUAGAGAACAUUGGUUAUGUUCUUUAUGGCAUAUAUAAUGUAACGAUGGUGGUAGUUCUGCUCAACAUGCUGAUUGCUAUGAUCAACAGUUCAUACCAAGAAAUUGAGGAUGACAGUGAUGUAGAGUGGAAGUUCGCUCGUUCUAAACUUUGGUUAUCGUAUUUUGAUGAUGGAAAAACAUUACCUCCACCAUUCAGUCUUGUACCAAGCCCCAAAUCUUUUUUCUAUUUCAUCAUGAGGAUCAUUAACUUUUCUAAGUGCAGGAGGAGACGGCUACAGAAGGACAUUGAAAUGGGAAUGGGCAAUUCCAAAUCUAGGUUAAACCUUUUCACUCAGUCCAACUCCAGAGUUUUUGAAUCACACAGUUUUAACAGCAUUCUCAAUCAGCCGACACGCUAUCAGCAAAUAAUGAAAAGACUGAUAAAACGUUAUGUUCUGAAAGCACAAGUGGACAAAGAAAAUGAUGAAGUAAAUGAAGGUGAAUUAAAGGAAAUCAAACAGGAUAUCUCCAGUCUUCGCUACGAACUUUUGGAGGAUAAGUCCCAAGCAACAGAAGAGUUAGCAAUUUUAAUACAUAAACUCAGUGAGAAACUAAAUCCUAAUAUGUUGAGAUGUGAAUGAUUCAACAGAGGAACCAUGGCUUUGACUACAGCACAACUAUUUAUUGGCAAUAAUAUUUCAGUAUCUUAUACUUGAAAAACGUAUUGUAGAUUUUUAGCACUAAAUAACUUUAUGUACAGCUUCUCUGGAACUUAGUCUUAGGAAAUUUUAUUAACUCACCAUGAAAAUAUCACUCUCAAUUUUAAUUGUCUGAAAGCAAGAACUACCAUCUGUUUGGUUUUUGGUUUGGUUUUUGUUUUUGGGGGGUUUUUUUUGCAUUUAUGCAUUAAAAAGGUAUAAUGGUAUGAAUUGCUGAUAUUUUAACAGGUUUAUGAAUACAUACUGAGAAUUCUUUGCACUAAGAUUGCAAGAAAAAAUUAAAAUAACAGAUAUACAGUGUAGUACUCUGUUCCUUGCCGCAACUGGGUAUGAAUAGGAUUUUUUGUAAUACCGUAAAUCAACUAGCAAUGAGUAGAGGAUUACUUGAAAUCUUUGUUCUUUGUUAGCGAUGCUAGUAAUGCGUAUGAGCUGAGAACUCGCGGUAUGAUCACAAGGAAUUCAUGAAAAUCGGGUGAAAGUGUGAAUGUAAUGGUAGUAGCACUGUUUAACACAUAUGUAUGUACAUGUACCCACAACUACUGUUUCUUAAUUCAGCAUAUUGACUUUCUCAAGGAAGGACUAGAAUUUUUUU